This is a messenger RNA of Sorghum bicolor (sorghum), 672 nucleotides long. RefSeq names its product protein ALP1-like. NCBI's taxonomy places the organism in Eukaryota, Viridiplantae, Streptophyta, Magnoliopsida, Poales, Poaceae. The record is from RefSeq and is a predicted model, not a curated record. The transcript has 4 exons. The coding region runs from base 1 to 672 and encodes 223 amino acids.
AUGGUGACUGACAGGGAGGGUGUCUCAGUGGAGGAGCAAGUUGCCAUGUUUCUCCAUGUUGUUGGGCACAACCAGAGGUUUAGAGUUGAUUGUAUUGGUGCCAUUGAUGGCACUCAUGUGCUGGCAAGGGUGCCUAGGCACAUGCAACAAGCUUUCAGGGGUCGAAAAAAGGAUCCAACACAAAAUGUUAUGGUUGUUGUGGACUUCGAUCUGAAGUUCACAUAUGUGUUAGCUGGUUGGGAGGGUUCUGCACAUGAUGCACACAUUCUUUCUAAUGCCAUUGAAAGGGAGGAUGGGUUCACUGUGCCACAAGGUAAAUUUUAUUUGGUGGAUGCCGGAUACGCAUGCCGCAAUGGCUUCCUACCCCCCUAUAGGGGGGUCAGGUACCAUUUGACUGAGUUUGGGGGCACAAACCGACCUACCAAUGCCAGGGAGCUAUUCAACCUCAGGUACAAGACUCAAGUCAGGCUUGUGCUGGCAUGUGCCAUCCUCCACAACUGGAUCAUUAGCUUUGGUACUGAUGAGCAUGUCCCAGCAGAGGAAGGAUUCACUGGCACUUUACCUGAUCCUCUUGAUAGUGUUAGCUUGGAACAAGAUUCACUUCUCAUGGCUCAGAAGAGGGAUGAAAUCUGCAAUGCUAUGUGGGAAGGAAGGGGAACUUCUAGGGUGUGA